GAUAUUAACUCUAUUUUUUAAGGGAGAAAGCCCAUUAAGUUAGCUUGCUAACUGGGUUUUCACGAGUCGCCCAUGCCUUACACUACCGCAUGGGCCUGGCUCAGCCCACCAAAAUCGACAGUUAAAAAUCUUAAAUCUCAUAAUUAAAUUUAAUUAAUCUGGACAAUAACUGAUAAGUAGUUUUAUAAAUUAAUCACUCGAAGGAAGAAGAGACGAAGAUGGCGAACCCUAGGAGGAUAGUGACGGAGAAUCACCACAGAUUCUCACCGUUAAUCAACCUCCUGAAGAAGCCUCAAGCGUUUCCUCUGCUCCUCUCCUUCUUCCUCUUCCUCACGUGGAUCACUCUCAGGCUACAACACUCUUCUUCUCACCUCUCCUCGUCUUCUUCGCAUUCAAAAUCGGCAGUUAAGAGCCGUCGUAAUCAUCUUAAUCCCGAUUCGGAAGUUGUAGACGAAGACGAUAAGGCUAAUCUAGUCCGGUUCGAUACGACGUCACUUUCGGCGGUUAGAAAAGACGAUCGUGGAUGGUUGCUUGAUCCCGUGGCUCUUGCUCGUGAUUCUCGGCUCCACGGUGGAGCAGAGUCGUGUGUUUCGAUUCAUGUUGGUGAGAUCAAGCCUGGUGAAUUGAGGGGAAACCAUAGGCACCAUACUUGUAAUGAGACGUUUGUUUUAUGGGGAGCCAAGACAAGAUUCAGGCUGGAGAAUGACAAGGUGGAAAAAGGCUACGCGGAAGUGUUAAUUGGAGAGGAUGAAGUAGCUGUAGCGGUUAGUCCGAGUGGCACGGCACAUGCUAUAGUAAAUGUUGAUCCUGUGCGUUCUACUUUCUUAAUUGGCUGCCAAGACAGUAGUAUGCACAACAGCUCAAGUAGCGACUACAAAGUAUGGAAAGAUCUUUAAUCCAUAUCUUUGUUUUCGUUUCUUCAUUUUGAUUUUCAUCACUUCUUCCAAUGUAAUCAGCUUCUCUGGUGUUUCUUUCUUUCGAGCUCUUAUUUGUAUAGAAUAGGCUUUGUUUCUGUGAUUAUAACCCGGAAACUUCCAUUGUCUAGUUUUCAUUGACAUGUUUCAUGGUACUACAUGCCUUACCGCUUUGAUUACACGUGUGGGCCAUUAAGAUAUCACCACUUAGACCACACAAAUAAAAAAUAACUACUCUGAACAGCAUGCUCCACGCACAAG
This is a messenger RNA of Eruca vesicaria subsp. sativa (arugula), 1175 nucleotides long. Lineage: Eukaryota; Viridiplantae; Streptophyta; Magnoliopsida; Brassicales; Brassicaceae. The record is from the annotation of a GenBank genome assembly.